Molecule: messenger RNA, 999 nt
Organism: Ilex paraguariensis (yerba mate)
Lineage: Eukaryota; Viridiplantae; Streptophyta; Magnoliopsida; Aquifoliales; Aquifoliaceae
Source: the annotation of a GenBank genome assembly
AUGGACAGAGAGCAAGAAGAAAUGCAAUUCUUAGGUCUCUUCGGCAUCUACACAGAAGCCUUCAAGAUCAUCUUCAGAUGGAGAAGAAUCUUUAGCCAAAUCACCCUAUCUCUGGUCCUCCCUCUCUCCUUCAUCUUCCUCGCUCAUAUCGAAGUUGCACACUUAAUUCUCUCAAAAAUCUUCCACCUCGAAUUUAUGUUACAUAGAUCACCACCAGACAGUCGAAGAUUCAAAAGAGUCUCCGAUGUUAUAUCAUCAGAGUGGGUCUAUUUCUGGAUUUUCAAGUUCGUUUACUUCACCUUCCUCCUCGUUUUCUCUCUCCUCUCCACUUCUGCGGUGGUUUACACCGUCGCCUCCGUAUACACAGCUCGUGAAGUGACUUUCAAGAAGGUCAUGAGCGUUGUACCCAAGGUCUGGAAGAGACUCAUGGUCACUUUUCUUUGCACUUUCGUCGCAUUAUUUGCGUAUAACUUCGUUGCAGGUCUAAUACUCUACUUCAUCCUGGAUCUCAUUGACUCCAAUGCUGGUGUGAUAAUUUUCUACAUACUUUUGGUCUGUUACAUAGUUGGGUUUAUUUAUGUGACCAUUAUUUGGCAGUUGGCUAGCGUUGUAUCAGUUUUAGAAGAAUCAUAUGGAUUCAAAGCCAUGAUCAAGAGCAAGGAACUGAUAAAGGGAAAGAUGUGGAUCGCCAUUGUUAUCUUCUUCAAGCUCAAUUUCUCUUUCUUCGCCAUACAGUAUGUGUUUGAAUAUUUUGUUGUUCGCCGAUGGACAUUGGAGAGGUUUGAGUACAGAUUUGGAGUUGGGUUAUUGUGUUUCUUCUUGCUUUUAAAGUUGAUUCUCUUCGGGUUGGUGAUUCAAACUAUAAUCUACUUCGUCUGCAAAUCUUACCACCAUGAAAACAUCGAUAAGUCAACGCUGUCCGAUCAUCUUGAGGUUUAUCUGGGAGAGUAUGAGCCUUUGAAAGCAAAGGAUAUUCAGCUUGAGCAAUAUGAAGUCUGA